AUGCUGAUGGACCACAAGCGUCUUCUUCAACUGGCAGGGCACUUGCGCCGCCUUGUUACCGUGGUCAGCCUGCUAUUGAUCACUUGCACCUUGAUCUCUGAUCAUGUUAAGAGCAUGUUAGCUUCGAUGGCUUCUGUUGGAGAUGGCCAACUUGGCUCACAAGCCGAUGGCCACAGCAAAACUCACUCGCGGAUACUGAGGCGGCUUUCAGAAUCAAUGCAGAAUCUCAAAGCUUCCCUUUAUAUCGAUGUCACUGCCAUACUGGAAGUCACGUCAAUCAGGAUUUGA
Molecule: messenger RNA, 288 nt
Organism: Protopolystoma xenopodis
Lineage: Eukaryota; Metazoa; Platyhelminthes; Monogenea; Polystomatidea; Polystomatidae
Source: the annotation of a GenBank genome assembly